UUUGAAGAAGCUCGGAAAAUCGAGAAGAAAUCAGCAUAUAUUUCAUCGGAUGCUGACACUGAUACCAUGCGUGCUGCAUUUGACGAGCCAUCCAAACGGCCGAAAAAAGCCCGAAAACUCUCUUUCGAUGACUCUGAUACCUCCAAUGAUAGUUCCCCUAAUACGUCAUUAAUGUCCAAACAACGUAAAGCAAAAGAUACACCGAUAAAAACUUCGUUAUUACCCCUACCAAAAUGUUCCUACAUAUCGAAGGAACGAUGUGGAGGUGGAACGACCAAAGCAUCACAAUCGCAAGUGGAUAGUAAGCGUGCAUUCUCAUCAGACUACAAACAGACUUUAGACUCUACUCCGAAACGGAUCAACGAUUCCAAUAAAAGGCAAUACUUGUCUACAAUGAAAUCACCCAGCAUCUUAUCCAACAGCACUCGGAGGGCCAAGCCAACAGAUCAUUAUCAGGAGCCGCAUGACGAAUGUCACCUAUCUGAUAUGCAAGACUCACCUGGUUCAUCACAAUUCAAUGUCAUAAAAAAUCAACCCUCAACGAGGAAUCAUAACAAUUGCUGUGAUGAAUGCAGAGACUACAUUCGCAAGGAACUGAAAAGAUUGUCCAGACAAAUGUACGCUAUUGAAGCUCUGCUAAAAGAGGAAAACGGAGUACGUGGCCGAGGCAAUGAGAUAGUAGCAGAAGACCUGUUACCUCCGUUGCCUCUGAUGACGCUUCAACAGUUUUAUCAGUGCGAAAAUCAGUUAAAAAUAGAUACUGACAUGAGAAAACAAUUUGAACACAUGAUAUGUCGAAUUGGAGGUUCGACGGGUAAACAGUUCAUUAAAAAUACUUUACCACAAAUAAUCUGUAAUGAGUUAGGCACUCAAAUAUCCUGGAUAGGACAGAAGAGUGCUGUUGGAUUUAAAUCCACAUCCAUUUCCAAAUUAAUAAUCGAUUCGGUAAUGAAACGGUUGCCAGGUUCAACGUCUGCAGAGCUAGAAAUCGCCAUACAAGAAUGGCUCCGUCGCUCAGGAGAUAGAAUAAGAAGUGCACGCGAUUACAAACAAUAACAAAUAAACAGCUAGUAUAUAGUAUUAAAGUCAUUUACAUAUAUAUGAAUAUUUUAAAAAUAUA
Wasmannia auropunctata (little fire ant) is the source of this 1120-nucleotide messenger RNA. RefSeq lists its product as uncharacterized. The transcript is spliced from 9 exons. NCBI's taxonomy places the organism in Eukaryota, Metazoa, Arthropoda, Insecta, Hymenoptera, Formicidae. Bases 67 to 1056 code for a protein of 329 amino acids. The record is from RefSeq and is a predicted model, not a curated record.